UAAAAACAUUAAAUAAUGGUAAACACUCGAUCUGGCGCCGGCGGCAAGGUUGUGAGCAACCGCCGGAAGCAGCGGAUCGCCGCCACUCCCUACGAUCGUACUCCGCCGAGUCUGCUGCCGAAGAGCCCUAGCUGGUUUUCCGGUAUAGUUGUUCCCUCCGCCCGCGCCAUCGCUUCUGGCGCGGGGAAAAUCAUUUCCGCCAUCUUCUCCGAGUCCAGCUCUUCCUCUUCCGAAGAUGAGGAUUUCGCUUCAGAAGAUGAUACAGUCAAUGAUAAUUUUCCUAAGCUCCCAUGUAAUCAAGAAAAUACAUUAAUCGAGAAAAUUGAGACUUCUUCAGAGAUGAUGCAACACGGACAAGAGCCUCAAUUGAAAUUGUGGAUGAGUGAAACCAAGAAGAUCAUUGAACAGCUUAUAAUGAUGCAUACCUUUUCAAGUGAAGAGCGUGAUAUGUUGAUAGAGGUUCUUAAUUCACGGGUUAUAGACUCGUCAAUCGAAGCAGGGGACAAAAGUUCUACUGUUGGCUCUCCAGAUCUUUUGGAUAGAGCUGUUCAGCAAGCUAAGAAAUGGUUUCAAGAGAAAAAAGCGGUGCUGGGUUCAGUGACAGAAUUGGCACAGGGGUCCUCCAACCUUAAUUCAACAAUGAUUGAACAUAACCGGAAGCUUUUUGCCUCUGGAUCAUGGAAUAUUCAGGAAGAACUACAGAGAGUGCGCUCAAGGGCAGAAGAAGAUAAUGUCUGCAGUCCAUCAACUAAACCUGAUCCAUCGCACUCUGCAGCUGCACAAAUCAAAAUAGGAUCUGCUGAAGCAUUUGCAGUGGAAGAGGGAUUGACUGAGCCACAGUCUUUAAGGAUACAUAGUCAAGAUGACUUGGUAGAUGCAGGAAUCAGCUGUAUAGCAGAUCUAAAGUCAAGGCAAUGCAGUAAGGCUAGUGAAGCACUGUCAUCCAAUCCACAUGCUUUUGUUUCUGUUAACAAGGUUCCAGAAUGUUCUGCGUCUAAGCUCAUUCCCUUGCCGAGUCCCAACCAUGGUGAUGAGCCAAAUUCUGAUCUGCUGUUGAAAUUUGUCGGAGGAGAGAGUGGACAUGGUUUGUUAUCAUCUCAAGUCAGUUUGUCAAGAGGUGUAACUGAGCACAAGGAUCAAAUGGAAAACCACAUGCCAUGUAGUCCAGAUGUGAAUAUCAACCUUAUGGAAGGUAAUUAUGUGUUUUUGAGCGAAUCUCACGUGGAAGUCCCAAGCAUGAGUGAAGACAGCAGUCGGACGAGUGGUUGUCAGACUAGUUCAUUUGGUAGGAAGCAACAAGGAAGGAAUGCAAGUAAACACUAUAGAAGGAAGCGGGGUAAGAGGUAAGGCGGAGAAGGGUUGUUUUGUUGAGAGUAUUUUGCCGAAUAGAAGGAUUGUAUAUGCUGUGAUAUGUCAGCACUUAACACUUAGUUUCUCUUCUAUUCAGCUAAAUAUUAAUAAUUACAUCAUCAUAUUUCAUAUUAGCAUAUUCCUUCA
Salvia hispanica is the source of this 1497-nucleotide messenger RNA. Its product is annotated as protein KAKU4-like. Gene Ontology annotation, biological process: nuclear membrane organization. Gene Ontology annotation, cellular component: nuclear envelope. The record is from RefSeq and is a predicted model, not a curated record. Lineage: Eukaryota; Viridiplantae; Streptophyta; Magnoliopsida; Lamiales; Lamiaceae.